AUGAAAAGACAAGGAAAAUAGUCAGACUCUGCAAAGCAAGAGGAACCCACUCUGAUUACUACUACCAGUGGUAGUGAGCUUGAGAUCGAGCAAAGAGUCUUACUCAAGGGUAACAUCGUAGCAGCAAGAAAUUCACUUUUUGACUUUGUGUAACUUAACUCUUGGAUCAAGAAAACUAAUUAUGAAGGCAUAUUCAAUGCGAUGCUUACUAUCUUUGUCAUGGUCAUCAUUCACAAACCAAUUGGUAACUGGGUGAAAAUGGGAAGACCUGUAGAUCCAGAAUUGAUUAACUCAAUAGUUGAGGAAUUCGGAAAUAUCAUUUAUGCAAACAUCUACUUUCUAGCAUUUUCCUUCUUUGCAUUUUUCAUUCAAAAGGCUAUCUUAAUGGGAGCUCCAGAGCAAAUCAUGAAAUAUGUUUAAUAUGGAAUAGAGGUGUUCUUUUUCGUUUCAAUCUAUUACAUAAUAAGAACCAAUCCCACAUGGCCAUUAUCUCACUUCCUGUUUCUUUCUAUUCAUGGCUAAGUGAUCUUCUAUAAGAUGCACUCUUAUUUACUAACAAAUCUUGAAUUGAGAGAAAAACAUAUUCAGCAAUAGAAAAUACUGAAGAAACCUAAGGCAGAAAAUAAAUCUGGCCUUUAACAGUACCCUGAAAAUAAGGUCUUCAUUCAGACCAAUCUACUUCCUCUGUCACACUUUAAUGGGCUUAUCAAAUAUUAGGACAUUAUUCCUUUAGUUAAAACAAAUUUAAACGUACCUGUUUUCGAGCUGUAUCUUAAACUCUAGAUGUCAAUAAUAGCGAUGAUAAUGCUUACAAUAUUCUUGUUGUUUGAAUCAAUGCCAAAUGCUGUGUCAGAGUUGACUUUAUAUGCAGAUCGGGAGUUCUAUUAGGACUGGUGGAAUUCUACAUCAGUAGAGGAAUUCUAUGGGAAAUGGUUAAGAUUUACAUAUCUAUUCUUCUAUAGACAUGUCUACAUGAAGAUACUCAUUAAAGGAAGAUUCAAUCCAAAUACAGCGAAAGCUAUAAGCAACCUUAUUAGUGGAGCAUUCUAAGAACUUAUUGUUGUAAGAAUAUAUUGA
Molecule: messenger RNA, 1077 nt
Organism: Stylonychia lemnae
Lineage: Eukaryota; Ciliophora; Spirotrichea; Sporadotrichida; Oxytrichidae
Source: the annotation of a GenBank genome assembly